AUGGAAGUAAAUUCCUUCAAAGUUUGGAUGAAAUUAAUUAAAAUUCAUGAGGGAAAGUAUAACAUUCUCAUAUUACCCUUUACCACCACCACCAUUCACCACCAUCAUCGCCCAAAUUACCGCCACCAAUCAUUGUCGUCGCCGCCACCACCAUCACCACAGUUACCGCCCCCAUCGCCACUUAUCAUUACCACCACCACCUACCUCUACCACCACCAUCACCAUCACUACCAUUACCACCUGUCACCACCACCACUACAACCACCACCCAUCGCCGCCACCACCGCCAGAACGUUACUGGUAUCAUUCAUCACCGCUACAACCAUCGCCACCAUCACCCACCACGACAACCAUCACCCACCACGACAACCAUCACCGCCUCCGCCACUACCACCGCCAUAUGCUACCAAACACCUACCACCACUACCACCUACUACCAUCACUAACCAUCACAUAUAA
This is a messenger RNA of Lactuca sativa (garden lettuce), 459 nucleotides long. The record is from RefSeq and is a predicted model, not a curated record. NCBI's taxonomy places the organism in Eukaryota, Viridiplantae, Streptophyta, Magnoliopsida, Asterales, Asteraceae.